AUGCCCAGCUAUGUGAAGUUUAUGAAGGAGAUUUUGUCUAAUAAGAGAAAGAUGGGUGAUUAUGAAAUAGUAGCGUUAACGGAAGAGUGUAAUGCGAUUUUGCAAAGGAAACUUCCUCAAAAGUUACGAGAUCCUAGUAAUUUUACUAUUCCAUGCACGAUUGGGGAGUUUGAAUGUAAGCAUGCACUUUGCGAUUUGGGGGCAAGUAUUAAUUUAAUGCCUUUGUCAGUAUUUCGUAGACUUGGUUUGGGUGAAGUUAGGCCAACCACAGUAACAAUGCAGCUGGCAGAUAGAUCUGUGAAACAUCCACGUGCAACUGGGCAAGCAUUAAUAGAUGUGCAAAAAGGAGAGUUAAGGAUAAGAGUGCAAGGGGAAGAAGUAGUAUUUAAUGUGUUCAAGGCUAUGACUUAUCCUAAACCAAGUGACAAUUGUUUCUCAGUUGAUGUGGUAGAAGAAGUAGUAGGGAGAAAAAAAUUAAUUGAGGAUCCUCUUGAAUUAAGUCUUACAGUUAAUGAUGUAGAUGAUGAGGACAAUGAAGAGGCUUUGAGUUAUUUGAAGUGGAUAAAAUCAAAUGAGUUGUGGAAGCAUAAAAAGUUUGAAGAAUUGGGCGAGGGACCGGAAAGACCAUUACCAUCGAUUCUGAAGCCACCAGUGUUAGAAUUGAAAGUUUUACCAAAACAUCUCUGCUAUGCUUAUCUUGGAGAAAAAGACUCUUCCGGUCAUAGUUUCAUCAUUUCUUUUGAAAGUAAAGGAGGAGAAGUUGUUGAGGGUGUUAAGGGAUCAUAA
Humulus lupulus (European hop) is the source of this 786-nucleotide messenger RNA. RefSeq lists its product as uncharacterized. The record is from RefSeq and is a predicted model, not a curated record. Bases 1 to 786 code for a protein of 261 amino acids. The transcript has 2 exons. Lineage: Eukaryota; Viridiplantae; Streptophyta; Magnoliopsida; Rosales; Cannabaceae.